This is a messenger RNA of Patella vulgata (common limpet), 4534 nucleotides long. RefSeq names its product RNA polymerase II-associated protein 1. The transcript has 31 exons. The record is from RefSeq and is a predicted model, not a curated record. Gene Ontology annotation, cellular component: nucleus. Gene Ontology annotation, biological process: transcription by RNA polymerase II. NCBI's taxonomy places the organism in Eukaryota, Metazoa, Mollusca, Gastropoda, Patellidae. The coding region runs from base 143 to 4177 and encodes 1344 amino acids.
GAUGUCAGCGCCCACAAAACGUACAUUUUCAGAAUUAAUAUCAUUUAUUGUUAUGCUUGUUUAAAAUAUCCCUGUUUUAGACGUUUAAUCGAAUAUUAGAAACAGUAAUGUUACACAGUUGUACGCAUGACAAAAUCUCAAGAUGUCAAAUAUAAAGCGACCAGGUCGGGGCGAAACAGAGGAAGAUUUGUUGCAGUUUCAGCAAGAAUUUCUUGCAAAUCAAAAGAAGGAAUCAUCAAGCCAGUCAAGUACUUGUUUUGUUAAUGUCAAGGCCACUGACAGUAAAACUGGGGAUAAAAGAAAAUCAUUAAAUAUAAUUCAUCCAGAUGAGAUUAAAACUGAAGAUACCAAUGUUCUACCAUCUAAAAUACCAACUUUCGAGAAAACUAAGCCCAAGUCAAGAUUUAAAGCUGGUAGAGAUCCAUUAUAUCAAGUUCCAGCUGGAGAUAACAAAGACAUAAUUAAUGAUAAAGACAACAAUGUAUCAGCUUUCCUCACCCAGAUAGUGGAAAGAGAUACUAAAAACAUGGUGAUUACAGUGCCUAAACAAUCUGGUCAUGCCUUUCCACCAGUUUAUCACAGACAAGUUGAUACUGUAGAAGUAAAUAUGACGAAACCAUCUGGCGAGAGAAUAAGUAUAUUUGCUCAACAGUUUGUUAAAACCGAAACUACACGAGAAGAAACCAUGGAAGAAGAUGUAACAAAAACCAUGGAUACAGGAUUUAAAAUGCCUGGUAUUGUGAGAGGAUCAGGAUUAAGUGUUUCGUUUGCUGAAAAAGAAGUGAAGAAAAUUCAUCAAGAAAAUAUUGCUAAACUUGGUGAGAUGACUGAAACAGAAAUACUUGAAGAACAGAAAAAAUUAUUUGAAAGUAUUGAUCCUAAGGUACUUGCCUUCUUGAAAAAAGAUAAAACAUCUACAGGAAAGAAAGAAGAGAUUCCAAUGGAUACAUCAUCAAUAAAAACAAGUGAAUCUGUGGUUAAAACAGAGAAACAAGUUCAAUUUACAGAUGAUGAUAUUCCAGUAAAACGUGAGAAAGGUUGGAUGAGUAUGGAGAAUAUAGAAUAUGAUAAAUUAGAAUGGAUAAAAGAAUUACCCGAUAUUAAAACAGAAGAUGGUGUGGGGAAGCAAGCAAGAUUUGAUUUAGAUGGUAAUUUUAUAGUAGCGGAUGCAAGUAUUCCUGUACACAAAGGUUUACAUCACCAUGGUGAUGAACCAGAGAGAGCGGGUUACUCAUUAGAAGAACUGUUUCAUUUAGCAAGAAGUUCUAAUAUUCCACAGAGAGCAUUGGCUUUAAAUCUCCUGGCUAAGAUAUUGAUAAAGUGUAAAGAAGGAGAGUAUGCUGAGUAUAUAAAAACUGCUAUUCUACCUACUGUAUUAAAUGCUGGUAUUAUAUUUUUAUUACGAUGGGCGUUAGAUGACAGUAAUGAAAGUAUACAGAUGGCUGCUGUAUUUGGUGUUUAUAGUUUAAUCUGUAAUACCACUGAUCAGAAUUGUUUAGAUAGUAUAUAUUGUUGGUAUCAAGGUCUAGUUCAGCCGUCUUUAAUAUGUCCACCACCAGAUGAUGUAACAUCGGAUGAUAAUGAUGAAGAAAAACCACAAGAAUCAGACGAUCAAAUGGCUAGAAGGGAUCUAGUGCAAGCAUUGGUAUCAAGAAUGAUGUUGAUACCCAGAUUAAAGUAUUUACUGGUGGAGAAAAAUCUAUCAGCUCCCACAAUUGUUCAGAUAUUAUCUAUACUAACUCGUGUAGCUUAUCAUUCUCCUUCAACAGCUUAUGAGAUUGUCCAUUUCCCUGGUAUAUUGAAGUAUAUUUUUACCAAAUUUUUACCAUCAACAUGGAUUUCUUUAGAAUCUGAAAAACAGAUGUUUGAAGCCAGAAGUUAUCCUUUACCAGAAGCCUUGAAGUUUAUGGCAGCCAUUUGCAAGGCUGGAAAAAAUAUGACAGCAAUAUUGAUGUCAACGUAUAAUUUACAAGAUGUGCUACAAAGGUAUAUAGCUGUACCAGCCAGUGAUCUACAAUUACCAGAAAGUGUUGCUGUAAACUUACAGAAACAAUCAUAUAUUGUUUGGAAGAUUUGUUUAUCAUAUGGUCUAGCUGGAGAAUUAUAUUUAAAUCUGUAUUCUGUAUUUAUGAAGAAUUUACAAUCAUCACAACAAGCUGUAUUAAACAAUAAACCUUGUGAACAUACUGUAAUGAUAUCAACUCUAGAAUCAGUUUUACAUGUUGCUGCACUUCCUAAAAUAUCUACUUCUUUUAAUAACCAAGAAGAGGAGAUGGAGAGUGAUGAUAGUAUAUUAGAUUGGAGUAAUAUAUCUAGUGUUGUAGAUACAAUAUUACCAUGUUUAACACAUCAUUUACAAUACAUCGGUAAUAACUAUCAAUUUCAGAAAAUAGAUUUAGAGAUGGUAACAUGUUUGACAAACUUUAUGGCAUCCUACUUUUAUAGAGCAGAUAGUCAGAUUGGUUACAAUCCAGUAGACACUUUGAAACAUAUCGAAAAGUUGUGUGAAGAAGUGUUAACACCGUUUUGGAAGUCACUGGGAUUUAGACACAUUCUUGUUAAUAUCAGUGAAUAUUCUAAUAUCCUAUCAGAUGUUUUAAAACAUGAAGAAGUGUCUAGCUGUUUACCAAGUUAUGGUGCUAGUUGUCUACUUAUUCAUACAACACUACCUAUAUUAAAGACAUUCACACCAAUUGGUUUUCUAACUGCAUAUUUAAGAUUGAUAUCAAGUUUAUGUAGAUUACAUAAGGGAAUUAUCAAACAGAUGCUUCCUGAUAUUGUAGAUGACAAAGAUGUUAUUAGUUAUAUGAGAAAGAUUUGUCAGCAUAAACCUGGUGCUCUUUAUUCCAAUUAUUUUACUAAAUAUGAAAAUAUAUUCCAAUAUCAGAUCUUAAAACUCUGUUCACUGAAGGAAUCCAGUAACAUGUCUGUAAUGCACCAUGCAUCAUUACAACUGUUAACAAGAUUACAACAUGGUGAUGAAUAUUUAAUACAUGAUCUCUUCUCCUAUAUUACAUUUUCACCUCAAUUUCUCAGUGAAGCAAGAAGUAGUGAUGAAGGUUUGCAGUCAAUGGCGGAUCUACAACUGACUGAAGUAAAGAAAUUAAAGAGUGCCACUCAGGAGGAGAUAAUUCUAAUUACAAGCCAGUUAAUGGAAUCAGCCAGAAAUAAUCUUUUAUCAGGAAGUAUAAAAUCAGUAUAUAUUACAAUAUUCAGUGGAAAAGAAGCACAGAGCUCAAAAUCAAGAGAGAGAUAUAAUAAUAAUACCAGGAAGACAGAGAGCUUAUUAACUGGUAGAAUAGAUGAAACUUUAUUACCACAUGAUUGGAUGUUUUUACCUUUAGUUGAACUCUACAACAUGUCCGCUGUCAGUGGCUCUCAUUAUCAAGAUCACAUGCCAGCCCAGAAUAUCAGAAUGGUUGGAAGUGUUCUAGAAUGGAUUUUUCUACUAGAAUGUGAACGUCCUGAAAUAUUACGACCUGUUUCUGUUACUUUGAAAUUAUCAAGGAUUAUGUGUACAUUUCUUGCUGGUAAUAAUUUAUUUCUCGAAAAGUCUAUCAGAAGUUACCUGGCAGCUUUAUUAAGAGAAUAUACAAAACCUGUAUUAUUACCUCAAAUAGAUUUUACAAAAACUAUACCUGGUUUAGCUUCGUUCUUUGAUCUCUAUCAAUCUCUGUUAGAACAAUAUUCUGCUGUAUCUUUUGGUGAUUCUGUUUUUGGUAGUUAUUUAUUAAUACCAUUACAACAAUGUCAUUCUAUAGACCUACGUCUGUUAUUAUGGGGAGAACAUCAUGAUGCUUUACGAGCUUUACUAGUUUCUGUACAAGAGUUGUUGUUACCUAUAGAGAGAUAUCUGGAACCUGAUGAAACAGAUGCGUCAUUAUUACAACAUUAUUUUACACAUCUGACAUCACAAUUAAUUACACCAAUCAGAACUCCUGUACCAUAUCUUAUAGCUGUACAUCAUGUUAAUCGUUUCCUAUAUUUUACACAAGAUAGUCAAAAUACAAGCUUUAGAAGGAAUAUGUGGUCCUGGGUAAAAACUAUUCAAAAUGAAAAAUUAAAGAAUCAUAUAAUUCACUAUAAGAAAGUGAAUACUGACAGUGAGUUUAGUAUGGAUUUAUAUACAGAUUUACCAACUAACAGACAACAAACAGUUCACUUGUAUCUUACUUGAUGUUAUAUACAGAUUUACAAUAAACAUUUCAACAAGGUCUUAUUCUCUAAAUGUGAUGUAAAUUCCUUGCUAUGAAUUUACCAGGAUAAUCAUGUCUAUAUACUAGCCCAAGUUAUAGUGUAAGGAAAAAGCAAAUCUUGCAAUGCAAAGGUAAAUAAGUUAUUUCUUUAUAUUUUGGCAUUUGAUUUACACAGUUAAAUCUACAUUUAUAUACAAUGCCCAUGAAAUCUUACAGCUUCAGAGAGGUAAAGCCUCUUCAUUAAAUAAACAACAUGAUUAUGAAAUCAAUGGAUGAUGACAUGGAGAAAUGUAUUGUAUAGUGCUAUUAUUAACAAAAUAAAAUCAAGACUUGCAAAG